AUGGCACCCAGAGUUAUCGUCGUCGGUGGUGGCCUUUCCGGACUCAGCGCUGCCCACACAAUCUACCUGGCCGGCGGCAACGUCGUUGUCCUCGACAAACAGGGCUUCUUCGGAGGCAACUCGACAAAAGCCACAUCCGGAAUCAACGGUGCCUUGACAAGGACCCAGGUCGACCUCGGUAUCCAGGACAGCGUCAAGCAAUUCUACGAUGACACCCUCAAGUCCGCCCGUGACAAGGCGAGGCCGGACCUCAUCAAGGUGCUUACCUACAAGUCCGCCGCCGCCGUUGAGUGGCUCCAGGAGGUCUUUAACCUCGACCUGACCCUGGUCUCGCGGUUAGGUGGUCACUCGCAGCCCCGAACCCACCGAGGCCACGAUGCAAAGUUCCCCGGCAUGGCCAUCACCUACGCCCUGAUGCAGAGGCUCGAGGAGCUGGCAGAAUCAGAGCCCGACAGAGUCCACAUCAUUAAGAAGGCUCGUGUCACUAGCCUCAAUAAGGAUGGACACACCGUUACCGGUGUGGCAUACGAGGUCGGCGGUGAGACACACUCAUUGGAUGGGCCCGUGGUCCUGGCAACUGGUGGCUAUGCCGCAGACUUCAGCGACAGCUCUCUGUUGAAGAAGCACCGGCCGGAUACCUUCGGUCUCGCCACCACAAACGGCGCCCACGCCACUGGCGACGGUCAGAAGAUGGUCAUGGCCAUUGGCGGUAACGGCAUCGACAUGGACAAGGUCCAAGUCCAUCCCACAGGCCUGGUAGACCCCAAGGACCCUGGCUCCAAGUGGAAGUUCCUUGCCGCCGAGGCUCUCCGUGGCGAGGGCGGUCUCCUCCUCAAUGCGGACGGCGACCGGUUCUGCGACGAGCUCGGCCACCGGGACUAUGUCUCGGGCAUGAUGUGGAAGGAGAAGGACAAUGGCAAGUUCCCGAUUCGCCUGGUCCUGAACUCGAAGGCCUCCAAUACCCUCGAUUUCCACACCCGCCACUACUCUGGCCGUGGCCUGAUGAAGAAGAUGAGCGGCAAGGAGCUGGCCAAGGAGAUUGGCUGCUCACCGGAGCACCUCCAAAAGUCCUUCCAGUCGUACAACGCAAUCGCCGACGGCAAGCAGAAGGAUCCGUGGGGCAAGAAAUACUUCACGAGCUGCCCCUUCGACAUCGACGAUACCUUCCAUGUCUCGGUGAUGGAGCCUGUGCUCCACUUCACCAUGGGCGGUGUUGAGAUCAACGACCGCGCCCAGGUCCUUGACAUGGAGCAGAAGCCCUUUGAAGGCCUCUUUGCCUGUGGUGAACUCGCUGGCGGCGUCCACGGUGCCAAUCGGCUCGGUGGCUCAUCCCUUCUCGGCUGUGUGGUCUACGGUCGUGUCGCCGGCGACUCGGCAAGCAACUACCUCUUCCAGCAGGCGCUGAAGGGAAGCACUGGUGCCGCCCAGCGCCUCGGCCAGAUCGCCCUGCACAUUGACCCGUCGCAGCCUGGCAAGUUCUCGGUAGAGUGGUCAUCAUCAGGCAGCGGCUCAGAGGUUCCGACGACCCAGAGGACCGCCGCCGCCGGGCCGACUCCCACGGAAGGCGGCAAGCCCGCGGCCAAGCCAAGCGAGCCCAAGAAGUUCUCCAUCCCCGAGAAGGAAUUCACCAUGGAGGAGGUCGCCAAGCACAACACCAAGGAGGACCUCUGGGUCGUGGUCAAAGGCGUGGUUAUGGACCUGACCAACUGGCUUGACGAGCACCCGGGCGGUCCCCAGGCGAUCCUUAACUUCAUGGGCCGGGAUGCUACUGAGGAGUUUGAGAUGCUGCACGACGACGAGGUCAUCCCCAAAUACGCACCGGAGCAAGUCAUCGGACGGGUAAAGGGACAGACGCCGACACUGGAGAUCUGA
Messenger RNA from Phialemonium atrogriseum, 1872 nucleotides. RefSeq names its product FAD binding domain-containing protein. NCBI's taxonomy places the organism in Eukaryota, Fungi, Ascomycota, Sordariomycetes, Cephalothecales, Cephalothecaceae. Gene Ontology annotation, molecular function: FMN binding; oxidoreductase activity. Bases 1 to 1872 code for a protein of 623 amino acids. The record is from RefSeq and is a predicted model, not a curated record. The transcript has 3 exons.